Molecule: messenger RNA, 8170 nt
Organism: Mercenaria mercenaria
Lineage: Eukaryota; Metazoa; Mollusca; Bivalvia; Venerida; Veneridae
Product: E3 ubiquitin-protein ligase rnf213-alpha-like
Molecular function (GO): ubiquitin-protein transferase activity; ATP hydrolysis activity
Source: RefSeq, a predicted model, not a curated record
GUUGCAUUCAUUGGUAUAUCUAAUUGGGCACUUGAUCCUGCUAAAAUGAACCGUGGAAUAUUUGUUCAGAGAGACAUUCCUGACUGUGAAGAACUAGAAAAUACAGCUAAAGGGAUUUGUGCCGUGACCUUAAGAAUUCCAGAUAUGCACCAGAAAGUCAUCAAACCGCUAGCUGCUGGUUACCUCGAGGUGUUUGAUCUUGCCGUUAAGUCAAAGGCAAAAAGGGAGUUUUUCGGAUUGAGAGAUUUCUACUGUCUGAUGAAACUGAUCAAUAGAUUCGUUGAUUGUUCAAAUCGACUUCCAUCAUUCCAUCAGAUGGUGUAUGCAGUACAACGAAAUUUCAGUGGCCUAGAAUUUGAGACAGAUGACACUGAUAGACCGCUGGACAUAUUCAUGAAUAAAAUCAAUUUGAAGCUUGAAACUCGGCGACGAAAAGAUGAUCCAGCGUAUGAUCUUCCGGCAUUGAUAAAAUCAUGUUUGACAGACAAAGGGAGCGGCAGUCGUCACAUGCUCUUAUUGACCGAGAACUAUAACGCACUGGCAACAUUUCAACAGAAGAUGCUUAAGAGUUCAAUCAAGCAGAUUGUAAUAUUUGGAAGCAGUUUUAGACGUGAUCAGGAAUACACACAGGUGUGUCGAAAUAUAAAUAGAAUAAAAUUGUGCAUGGAAACUGGAUAUACCGUGAUGUUGCUUAAUUCAGAAUCACUUUAUGAAAGUCUUUACGAUGCUUUGAACCAGUACUAUGUAUCCUUUGGUGGACAGAGAUUUGUUGACUUAGGACUAGGGAGGCACCGUGUAAAGUGCCCUGUUCACGACGAUUUUAAGCUCAUAAUUGUGGCUGAAAAACAGGUUGUAUACAAGGAAUUUCCGAUCCCACUGAUAAAUCGGCUUGAAAAACACAUCCUUACAUCAAACACGUUGCUUACAAAUGAACAAAAUGAAAUUGUUGAGGAUGUCAAGCAUUGGGCGCUCAAAUAUGUCAGUGAAGCACUUUCGAUCAGUGAAAAUGAUGUAACCGAGAAAGAUAUAGGGAAAGUGUUCAUUGGUUACCACGAGGAUGCUUGCAGUGCUAUUGUUCUAGCUAUAUCUGCGGAAAUGGAUGAAGUAUCUGAAGAAAAGUCUAGGCUUGUGCAAGAAGCAAAAGAGACACUGACAUGGUGUUCUACACCAGACGCUGUUGUGAGGCUAGGAAUAUCCAAAUUCCCGGAUUGGGAGAAUGUACAAAAUAUUUAUUGGGAAGGUCAAGCUCAUGAAUGCAUCACACAGUAUCUUCAUUAUCAGUUCAAAGAGAAGAAGUGCAUGAAGCUUUUUGCACAGGUGACAACGCAUGGAAAGUUGCUUGUCGCUACCCAUCUAACUACUUUGAGUGCAACGACAGGCAUUCCAGAGGAAAGAAUUCUCCUGCUUGAGUCAUUGACGGCAUUCGAUACUGAACAACAAUUCAAUAGUAAAAUAAGAAAACAUCUAGAUGCGGCCAAUGGGGAUUCAUCAUUGAUUAUUAUUCAGUGCGAAUCUGGAGAUACAUAUGCAAAUCUCAUUGCCUGUGCUAGGUAUAGCGUCUUAGAUGAAUGUGAAAAAUACAGAAAGAAACAUUGUCAAACAGUUCGAAAGGAAGCCAUAGAAAUUCAAACUCAUGUGCUGCUCAUUAUACAAAUGCCUACACAAACAAAUGGAAACUUUAGAAGCAUUCAGUGCGGUGAUUGGCACUCGGCUCAUAUUGAUCAUCUUCUUACCGCAAGCAUUGCAAUGCCAAGUAUAGUCGAAAUGCAAGGACGCUCUAUUGGAUUCCUAGUGAAAGAAGCCAUGAAUGUUCAAAUUAAGUGUAAACAGGAAGAGGAAGCUGAAAGCAAAGACGCAGUUGCAGAGGAGCAACCAGAUGUAACAGAACAUAAGGUUACUGUUGAUCUUAGAAGCAUUCUGUCAAUGUGUAUACAUGGAGCAAUGGCAAGGGUUAGGGAUGCAGAAAAUAAUGGUUACCGUACAACACAAAGGAUUUCGUUAUUAUUACUCCUUUUGCAAAACAGUGCCUCAAAUGAUGCUAUGUCGUUCUUGCAUGGAUUGAGCGUGCAGAUUUCACGCCUGUUGGAAGAUAAGGAGAAAAAUACGUCCAAUCCGCAAACAAGUGAUAAUUGGUUGGCGAAGAAAGCUGCUUCACAAGACGUUAUCCAAAAAACAGGAACGUUGCGUCGAGCUUGCCUUCAAGUUUUUGGAUCUGUCAUAACGCCUAUAUUGAGUGGCUUGAUAGCUUUCCUGGAUACUAAUCAAAACCUCAACAUUUUGCAAAUGGAAGAAUUGACAUGGCAGUACAUCUUAUGGCUGACAGUGCUAAAAACAGAAGACGCCAUUCCAUUAUCGUACCGGGAUAUGUUCCAAGACGGUAACUCAAAAACACAACGUGAGUUUCAUGUAAUCUGCACGGGUUCAAAUGGGAAAACUUUUCAGAGCAAAAUGCCAUUUUCUUGGGUGAUUUGUCAAAAGAUUGAAGAAGUCCUGCGACGCAAGCCAACACUCUCGGACAUAGCAAAUGUGGCUGAAAUAUUUGCUGAAACUCCGAUAGGAUCAACACUUGAAUGCGUACCACAAGAACAUAUUGAGGAAAUGGUUGACUUUUACAUUCACGAUUUCAUUCACAUGGAAUAUACCUUUGAGAAACCCAAAGAAUUUAUAGUUGUAUGCGAGUUUCUAAAAGCUAAAACGCUUGAACGGGCUGGAAAAAAAUCAGUUACCCUGACAGAUGUUCAUCUAGCAUAUAGGGAUAUUUCUGACAGCCUCAAAUACUUCAGAGAAAUCAAUCACACAUGGGAUCAAUGCAGCAAAGUCAUCAAAGAUUCUGUUGUCAAAUCACUACAGACAACUGAUAUUACAAUCAAAGCCUUGUAUUUAAUGAUAGAAGAUAUCUCAAGAAAAACAGAAGACGAAUAUGACUUGGCAGAACAAGCAGGAAGGGAAGAAUGGCUGAACAAUGUACAUCGUUGUAGACAUAUUAUUCAGCAAACACUAGCCCACUGCCUAAAAGAAAAGGAACAGACAGAAAUUGAAAAGAACAAUUUGCUUCAUAUCAGAUCAAUGUGGAAUCGUGUUGUUGUGUUACAACUGUUUUUAGAAGAUGUUUGCACUGCAAAUGGUGAAGAACGAAUAACUGUUGAAAUCAGCAUGGCACUAUGGGAGUCUCUUGAUGAGGAAGAUGAUAUGAAAAACAUUGAAACCCUUGAGAAACUUGAAAAGUUCUUGACCGCUUGUUAUGAAACAGCAAAAGCAGAAUAUGUUAGUAAAGCGGAAAAAUGCAGUAAAUGUGAAACAGCUUUGCAUCAUGACCGAAAACGUUUGCACUGUGGACACACAAUUUGUGAAUGUUGCCUCCAAGAACUUUUGUCUUUGAAAAAAGGACAACAGACAUGUUUCACGUGCAAGCAACAGUUACCAGAUGGAUGGGAGAAUUUAGAAAAAAGUGUUGAAACGGACACACCAGACAGACUUCAAGACUAUCAAAAAAGGUGCAACACAUUUUUCAUGGAUGUAGUGUCUCAGCUAUGUUUUUCCGAGGGACAAGCGCCAUCUGAAAAAGUUGUUGACAGACUGAUGAACUAUUCAUUACAAUACAGCAAUGGAGCAGAGAAUGUUGCUACUGGAGUGGACCCUGAUGAUGCCUUUAAAGCAUUUAUUCUUAAACAUCUUAUAAGGAUAAAUGAAAAAGGUUUGAAAGAACGCGUAAACACAUAUCUAAAUGAACUCCAACGUACUUCGACUGGGGAAAGUUUAGCUCUAGAUGACAAGCGAACAAAUUCCCUUCUUCUAGUUGUAUGCUGCAUUGAGGAUAAUUUGAAUGAAAGAUUCAGCUGUAGUAAUGUAUCAGAUGCGGUACUGGCUGUGGAAGUCCUCAAUGUUUCGUAUCAGCUGUUGGAGAAAGGCAGUUCUCUCGUUGAUAAAGUUUAUGGAGUAGCAAAUGCAAGAACAGGCUUGGGCAUAGUGGCAAAAUACAUUUGUAAUUUAGUCAGUCAAAAACAUCUUCAUGAGAACAAGAGCAAUGAUGGUGUCACGGUGAUGCUACAUAGCGCGAAAAUACUAUGCAGCCUGCAUUGGCCAUGGAAGUACCUUGUAAAGUGUAUUUUCAAUAUCGGUGGGACGGACGCUCUUUUGACUGCAUGCAAAACAAAGGAUUCGUCACUCAACUGGCUUUAUAACGAAAAUGUCAUGAAAGACAAGGUUACAGAUGCCAUUGACAUGUACUUAUGCUGCGGAGACCUGUAUAUGACGAUACGACAGAAUUUAAUGGAAGCAGUUCGUAUAGGAAAUGCUGACAUGUUUUUGGAACGAUUAGAGCAACUACCGCAAAUGCAACCGGAAUACAGAAGAGUUCUUUUUGAACUAGCUGUGCACAGAGAGAUAAUACUUCCUAAAAGUAUAAAAAACAUCACAAGGAACGAAGAGGUUCUUAAGAAAAUAGCAGAAUGCUGUAGUGGCACUGAAGAGGAGUUUACAACGUAUGAAUUUGAAGGGACACCUUUUCACAUUGAUGGGAAUGAGCCUGAUCUUUAUGUUUCUGUGAAAUGUUUGAUAUUUCAUUGGUGCAGAGUACUUUGUCACGUCAAUAAGGACAGUUUGCCAAAACCGGUCAGACACUUGAAAGAUCUUGCAGAAAACCCUGGCCAAUUUUCAAAUGCCUUUCUUCCAACAAUGCCUCAGGAUGACAUAGCUGACCUAAGAGAUAUUUUGCAAAUGACGGCCAAAGAAUCAAAAGAAUACACUCAAUAUGAGAACCCAACACUAUACAUAUGCCCAAACGGACAUCCCUACGAAGUUCGUGAUUGCGGUAGACCAUAUUAUAUCGGAACAUGUUUGUGUGGUGCAACAAUUGGUGAAAAGAGCCAUAAACUAGACGAAGAUAAUUCCAUGGAUACGGGCAUUGAUAGAACUAAGGUUGGGCAUAUUCUUGGUACAGCAAGCAGCCGAAAUGAUGGUCCUAUUCCAGAAAGGUCUUUGUCCCGGUUAUACUCUGCAAGUACAAGGAUAGUCCUACAUUUAGCAAUGUGUUCAAGCUGUUGCAAAGAUACAAAGGUUGUCUGCUCAUUGAUUAACCCGCCCGUCGAAGAAGAAGAUAUCUUUCGUUUCUUGUUUGAACAUUUACUGAAGGAUUUUGAAGAUUUGCAGCUUGUUUUGAGUUGCAAUGUUGAUGAUGUGCUUAUUCUCUUUCAUCACCUGGCAAAUAACCUCAUGCAGAUUGAAGAAACAGAUUUCGAAGAUAACAUUAAUGAGUUAUCAUGGCUUUCAAAAGAAGGAAGGGGAAAUUGGGAAAUAACCUUUGCUGAGUCUAUUUUGAAGCCUUUGUUUGAGAAUAGCCAAUCUGUACUAGCUGAAAUGAAAAUUAGGCUUCAAGGUUCUAAUGCCUUGCUACGUAUGGUUGCGGAAGCGGAAGAAACAGAAAGAAGUAUGGCAGUAUUAGAAAAUCUUGAAGAAGAGAGUAAACUUUGGAAUUACAGGGCACCGAUUACACUGCAAAGUUUGACCAAAGAGUUUGAACGAAAAGCAUUAAUGGAGAAACAAAACGUUAAUCAUCAGUUCCUCCGAGUAUUCCUUUCAGAUGUCACCAUUCUUCAAGCAAUUCGAUUCAUUCCAAACAUACUAAAGCUUCACAGGGCAUUGAUGAAUCGUUACUGCUACAAGCUCUACCGAACGGAGGCAACAAGUAUUACAGUUGGCAAGCUACGAGAAGAUCGAAUUGCAGCUGAUGAAACAGACAGACUUAUAGAUGACACCAUUAAGGCAUGGGAUAUUAUUCGGAAAGAAUUAAAGGGUCAUGUUCUUACAACAGAGGAUCGAAGACUGGCAGUGCCAAGGGAAAUAAGUGAUGUUCGUAUAACAGACACGUCGCCGAUAUCUAUCCUAUUACCGUCAACUGAGGGCCAAAGCCUUUGCACAUACGCAAUGUUGGAUUUGCUUGUCCGCCAUCAAAAUGCCAUUUUAGAAAAGUACAAAAUGAUAUACGGACACAAAGGGAAAAUGUUAUCUGUCCUUCCGAGGGAUUUAACAGUAGCGCAUGUUAUGAGUUUUGAUCCGCAGUACGAUAUCCAGCCACUUAUAUUGGCAAAUUGUACAUUGCACAUGGAAAAUGUCACAGUUGAAUACGACUUUGGAGGGAUAGAACGACAACUGAUUGAUAGAUUUGUUUCAACGAAAUCAAUGAUUACGUUACAAAAAUACCUGAAGGUUGACCUAAUGGUGUACAGAACAGACAUGAAAGACGCAGAAUCCUUGGAAAAAAUAGAAGCACUGAUUCCUCAGGAAGAACUUGAUGGAAGAUAUGCGACACAGAUAUGCUCUGAAAUUGUUGACAUUCCAUCCUUGUGUCAGAUACUCGAAGCGUUGGAUAUCACAAUAAGUUUCUUGAACAUUACUGGUGGAAAUGCAACUAGAUAUUUGAAUGAAUAUAUGGAAAAGACAUUAGAAAUGAACAGCAGUGCUGUACUGACACAAAAGAUACAACAAAUAUGCCAACUCAGGCAUAUAAAGUCUUUAUGGAUGAACAUAUCUUUCAAAAAGUCUAUGUUGAUGGUUGCAGAUGGAAAAACAUCAAAGGAUGUGUUUGAAAUUGUCCCUGAUGUAUUUCACGUUCCUCUUCCGGACGAUCAGUAUGAGGGAUGUCAUCAAUUUCUGCAUGACUCCAAAGACGACGACCUGGAUAGUUUAUUGGAAGUACUGUUUAAGUAUCUCGUACUUCAUUUGACAAGGAGAGAAAGAGAAAAUGAUACAGAGUUUCCGUUAAAGUCAUGCCUCGAGGAAGUUUCUGAUCAGUGUACAUACCCUUCAUUGCUGGAGACGUUGCAGUCGAAACACAGUGCCAAGCUUUGGACCACUGCAUCGCAGAUACUACUAGAAAGAAAGGAUGGAAAACAGUUUAACUGAAAAGCCACAACAAACAUUACAUUUGUCACUCGUAAGAUGUGUGAUUUCCACAAGGAAACAGUAUCAUUAUUUCUAUAUAUAUCAUACUUCCGUCAGAGAAUAUUUAACGUUGUGUUGCUUUUACAAAAGUUUGACAGGUUAGUAGUAAUAAUUGGUUUAGUGUUGUCAAAGUGAAAUACAUGCAUAAUGUCUCGAAUGAUUGAUUAUCUGUUAUUAAUUCCUGUUCCUGUAUGAUAUCUACGUCCUUGCUUGCAUGCAUUCAUGUUGAUGAAUAUUGAAGUAUAUCUUCUUUAAAAUAAUUGCUUUAUAUAUACAUGUAUAUUUAAUAUAUCUUAUGAUGUCGUAGUGUUUUAUUUGAUAUAUUACUGAGCACAUCCCUUUAUUCACACACAAAAUUCACACAAAACGUAUAUUGUUCGUAAAACAUUUUAUUGCUGUGUGUAUUUUGACAAUUUUAUUAGUGUGCCUUAUUCACAAGUUUGCUUUAGUAAAAAUGAAUACAGUAAAACUGUGAUGUAAACCGGACCUUGACUGGAUCAAGUAAAAAGUCCGAUUUCAGAGGAUUUCUGUUAUAAUAUAAUUAUAGUGUUUUUAAACAGAGUUAUGUGAGGUGGUUUAUUAACAUGUAUUUUGUUUACGGUCUUGUAGUAUUCUUUUUAAUGUGCAUGAAAUAUUUAUGUUAUAUACCACAUAGUAUGACUGUUUAAAUGAACAAAUUGAAUGCACAUUGAUCUAAAACUGAAUGAAAAAAGGCCUGAAUUUGACUAUUAUUACUAUAUAUUAUCCAUUAGAAUAAGUGUGGAAUAUCUCGAAUGUUUGAUUAUAUAUUAUUUUAAUCCUGUAUGAUAUCUACUUUCUUGCAUGUAUUCCUGUUGUUUAUGCAAAAUAUGUCUUGUAAAAAAAUUUUCCCUACAUAUACAUGUACAAUGUAUAUUAUAUCUUUUGAUGUUGUAGUGUUUUAUUUGAUAUAUUACUGAUAUGCUAUUUACGUGAAAUUCAGCGGCACAUCCUUUUAUUCACUACAUAUACAGUAACAAAACGUAUAUUGCUCGUAAAACUUGUUCUCUUAAUAAUUUAUUUUUCUAUGAACAUUGAGAAUUGUAUUGAUGUGCAUUAUUCACAUGUUUGCUUUGGUAAAAAUGAAUACAGUAAAAUUGAUGUAAACUGGACUUUGACUGGACCAAGUAAAAAGUCCGGUUUCAGAGUAUUUCUAUUAUUAUUAGACGGUUUCAGACAGUGCUAUUUGGGGUUGUUUAUUCACACAUUUUAU